UCUCAUCUUCUCCAUUACAUUUCUCUCUCUCUCUCUCUCUCUCUAGGGUUUUAAUUAGGGCUUUUCAAGUCUUAACCAACUGGGUUUUCUCUCUCCAAGCUUAUUCACUCCAAUGUUUUCUUGCUUCCAUUAAAUACAACUCCUUUUCCUUCAAUAGUAGGGUUUUUCAUCUGGGCUUCAUCAAACAUCUUUGUGGGUCACCACCAUACCAAGGUUUUUGUGGGUUUUACUGUUUUUAUUAGAUCAUUCUAGUUCUGCUAAUUACUUCUUCUAUUGGCUGCCAUGGAAAAUUAGGGAAAGGCAUGUUUAUUGCUGGUUUAGUGUUGGUGUCUUCUUAGUAUUUCUGGGUUUAUUUCCUUUUUUCUUUUGGAGGAUAGAAUUAUCUCAUUUCCAGUCUCCCUGAGCAGUGGGGUUUCUUGCAGUUGUUGUAAGCUUUGGUUGAAAAGGCUUUGCUUCCAAAGGGUUGUUUGAUCAUUUUAGCUUUUUGCCACUUUUUCAGUCAAAUUUACUUGCUUUUAAAAGCAUCCAAUAUAGAUUAGUUUUAUUUUCUUCUUUCUUCCUUCUUGGCCGGCUUCAAACUCUUCCCCACUUCAACUUUGUUUCUCUUUAACUAACUCCUACCAGAGCCUGCCUCAUUCAUUCACUCUUAUAUAUCCAUCCAUGGCUCCAUCUGCAAGAACAAGAGCGAAGACAAAAACAACAACAAAGGCAAGAAGAACCAAUUUCAAGAAGAAGCCCGUCAACCAAAAGGGUAAGCAAGAAAUUACUCCUUCGAAUUCGCCUUCGAAUUCCUCCUCCGUGGUCUGCGAUGAUUCUCCAAAGAUCGAAGGCGGCGCAGAAGAUGUGGAGGGUCCUGAUGAUGUCUCUACAAGCGCUUGCUCCACACCAAAAGGUCAGAGAUUUCGGAUACCGGAGAUUGUGACAUGUCCACCGGCGCCCAAGAAGCAAAGAGUGAUAUCAAACUGCUUGUUUCGGAGAUCUCCCAUCGCUUUCUUUGCUCCCCCGGACUUGGAGCUCUUCUUCUACUUUGCAAAUGGCGGUAUUUCAGUUUAAAACUAUGAGUUUCAUGAUGAUGAAGUAUAAAAAUAAUAAUUUCAUCAGUUUAAGAGAUGCUUAAUCUUUUACCAAAUAUAUUACUUUUAGUUUAGCAAGUUUCUUCAUAUCAUCUGAAGACAGUGUGGGAUGAGAUUAUUUUGAGUUGGGUUGUUUAAGAAAGCAAUUAUUGGGUUUGCUUUCCUUUCCUUUCCUUUCCUUUGCCAACUAUCUAAGUUGGGUUUUCAAUUUUCUAGGGUUAUACUAAUCAGUAAUUAAAUUAGCUGGGGCUGUCCAACUAAUUAAAUUUUAGCCUUUUUGUUUUAAAUGUAAGCUGACCAUUUGGAGUUUGGUGAGUGCAAAAUGUAAUGGGUGGGUUUGAGGUUUGAGGUUUGAGUGUGGUUUUAGCUUGCAACCAAUCAUCUCAAGGCUUUGGUUUGUUAAGUCAACUUAAAGGAGAAGCAUAGAGACUUCUUUUGUGUGUAAACUCCUCUUUUCAAUUUAUUGAAGAUUGAAAGUUCA
Prunus mume (Japanese apricot) is the source of this 1554-nucleotide messenger RNA. The record is from RefSeq and is a predicted model, not a curated record. NCBI's taxonomy places the organism in Eukaryota, Viridiplantae, Streptophyta, Magnoliopsida, Rosales, Rosaceae.